This is a messenger RNA of Gymnogyps californianus (California condor), 2000 nucleotides long. RefSeq names its product dual specificity phosphatase 1 (gene DUSP1). Gene Ontology annotation, molecular function: protein tyrosine/threonine phosphatase activity; MAP kinase tyrosine/serine/threonine phosphatase activity. NCBI's taxonomy places the organism in Eukaryota, Metazoa, Chordata, Aves, Accipitriformes, Cathartidae. Bases 63 to 1322 code for a protein of 419 amino acids. Gene Ontology annotation, biological process: negative regulation of p38MAPK cascade; protein dephosphorylation; endoderm formation. The transcript has 3 exons. Gene Ontology annotation, cellular component: cytoplasm; nucleus. The record is from RefSeq and is a predicted model, not a curated record.
ACACCGGCGCCUCCGACACCGGCCGCGCCUUCCUCCUCCUCCUUCCCUCGGCCGGAGCCGCCAUGGUGAACCUGCGGGUCUGCGCGCUGGAGUGCGAGGCGCUGCGGGGGCUGCUGCAGGAGCGCGCCGCGCAGUGCCUCGUCCUCGACUGCCGCUCCUUCUUCUCCUUCAACGCCGCGCACAUCCGCGGCUCCUGCAACGUUCGCCUCAGCACCAUCGUCCGCCGCCGCGCCAAGGGCGCCCUGGCCCUGGAGCACGUCGUCCCCAACGAGGAGCUCCGCGCCCGCCUGCGCCAGGGGCUGAUCCACACCGUGGUGCUGCUGGACGAGCGCAGCGCCGACCUGGAGCUGCCCAAGCGCGACAGCACGCUGCUGCUGGCCCUCGGCACCCUCUGCAGGGAGGCCCGCGGCGCCCGCAUCUGCUUCCUCAAGGGUGAGUGGCCCCGGGACCGCCCCGGCCCCCGCCGGCGGGGAAGCGGGGGGCGCAGCCGGCUCGGCAGUGCCGCCCGCGGGGCUCCGCUCGCCCCCCGCCCCGGCCGCGCAGCGCUCACCCGGCGCCUCUCUCUUCCCUCUGCCCCCGCAGGAGGUUACGAAGCUUUCUCGUCCGCCUGCUCCGAGCUCUGCACCAAGCCGGCCGCCCCCACCGGCCUCAGCCUGCCCCUCAGCGCCAGCAGCGCGCCCGGCAGCGCCGACUCGGGGUGCAGCUCCUGCGGCACCCCCCUCUACGACCAGGGUGGGCCGGUGGAAAUCCUGCCGUUCCUCUACUUGGGCAGCGCUUACCAUGCCUCCCGAAAAGACAUGCUGGAUGCUUUGGGGAUCACAGCGUUAAUCAAUGUCUCGGCGAACUGCCCCAACCACUUUGAAGGGCACUACCAGUAUAAAAGUAUCCCUGUGGAGGACAACCACAAGGCAGAUAUCAGCUCCUGGUUUAACGAGGCAAUUGAUUUCAUAGACUCUGUUAAAAAUGAUGGAGGAAGGGUAUUUGUGCACUGCCAGGCUGGCAUUUCCCGGUCAGCAACCAUCUGCCUUGCUUAUCUCAUGAGGACCAACAGAGUCAAACUGGAUGAAGCCUUUGAGUUUGUGAAGCAGAGAAGAAGCAUCAUCUCCCCGAACUUCAGCUUCAUGGGGCAGCUGCUUCAGUUUGAGUCGCAGGUCCUUGCCCCCAACUGCUCAGCAGAAGCUGGUAGCCCUGCUAUGUCAGUAUUGGACAGAGGAGCAUCGACCACCACCGUCUUUAACUUUCCAGUCUCCAUCCCUGUUCACACCUCGUCCAGUGCUUUAAGCUAUCUUCAGAGCCCCAUCACCACUUCCCCGAGCUGCUGAAAAGUGGGUGAAAAUAUGGUCAGAACUCAGACUUACUGUCUCAGAAGUGCAAUAACUACAGGGACAGUGUCAUCAGUCACUCAUGUUUUGUGGGGAACCAUCCAUGCAUCCUAGAACAGUGUCGUAAAUGGAGAGGAGCUCACCUGAUGCCAGAGAACUAGGUGUUACUGACUUUUCUGCUGACUUUUAAAGCCAAUAUCUGGAUGUCUACACAGAGAUCAAAGGACACUGUCUCUUCCUGAGCUGUUCCUCCUUGUCUUCUGUCUGUCCUAAGCCUGCUCCAUGUUUAGUAGCAUGCUCACCAGUAUUCCCAUUCCUGGACACUUUGAGCAACACUGAUGCUGUCCCCUUUUAUAUGACAGUCCUAUUUAUUUAUUUUUACAUUAGUGCAUUGGGGUUUUUGCCUUCACAAACCUAAAGUUUCAUUUCUAGAGAAACCAAAUACCUCAGUAUUUUUUGGUACUGUAAUCCUGUGUGUAUAUAUCUGUUGGCUCUUCUUGUUUCCCAAGCACUGACGUGAAAGCACCAGCCGAGUGCUUUUUUGAGUUGCCAGGGGUUGUAUGUUUGCUGAUUUUAUUUAUGAUGUGAAAUAAUAUAUUUCUUCUUAGGAAGACAUAGUUUUGUUACAUGAUUAUAACUUUUUUAUACAAACAGAAUAAAUUAUGAUAUUUCUAUUGA